GGAUUGUGGGAGAAUUCGGACAACAGCCAUUUUCGGGUCGCGACUGUCAUUCUUCGAACACGUUUCUCAAACUGAGAACGCGCCAGCGGUCCCGCACUCUCUCCAAAACAACUUCCGAGGAUGGAUCGGACGAUGUCGACUCACAUUGCAAACAGCGUUCCUGUAUUUUGAUCGCAACUCCUGUUGAAACCAACCGUCGCAAGACGAGAACAUUGACUAGGCUAAUUCGUGCCUGGCUCGAAUUCAUUAGCUAACCAGCAUUGCUAACAUCAUUGGUUACAAUGUAUUUCUUGGAAUUCGCAAGCUUUUAGAUGGAAGCGACAAUAUACAACCGGAUUUAAGCAAAGUGGUGUUUAUUGGGCUAUUUAUAUAGCUAGUUCAGAAGACUGAAUAACGUGUUAUCCGGAUCUUACCGGUGGGGCAACAGCAGGGGAGAGAAGUGUGUGUGAACCCGGGUUAUGUCCACCAUGGUGUACCCACGCAGUGAGGAGGCCCUGGAGCGCCUGACCCAGGAUGAGAUAGUGCUCAACACCAAGGCCGUGAUGCAGGGCCUGGAGACCCUCCGCGGGGAGCAUGCCCAGCUCCUCACCUCCCUGCUGGACUGCACACAGCCACCUGCUGCCCAGGAGAAGUCAGGCCUGCUGCGUAAAAGCCUGGAGGCCAUCGAACUUGGCCUGGGAGAGGCACAGGUGAUCAUUGCCCUGUCGGGCCACCUGAGUGCGGUGGAGUCUGAGAAGCAGAGGCUAAGAGCCCAGGUCAGACGACUGUGUCAGGAGAACCAGUGGUUACGAGACGAACUGGCAGGAACACAGAACAAGCUGCAGUGUAGUGAGCAGAGUGUUGCCCAGCUGGAGGAGGAGAAGAAACACCUGGAGUUCAUGAACCGGAUUAAGAAGUUUGACGACGACGUGUCUCCGUCUGAGGAGAAGGCUGCAGGGGAGACGUCUAAAGACAGCCUGGACGACCUGUUCCCCAAUGAUGACGACCAGGGACAAGCCCAGCCCAGUGGAGAGGUGGCUGCCCAGCAGGGUGGCUAUGAGAUCCCAGCCCGCCUGAGGACCCUCCACAACCUGGUGAUCCAGUACGCCUCCCAGGGGAGAUACGAGGUGGCCGUGCCCCUCUGCAAACAAGCCCUGGAGGACCUGGAGAAGACCUCUGGACACGACCACCCCGACGUGGCCACCAUGCUCAACAUACUGGCCCUCGUCUACAGGGACCAGAACAAGUACAAAGAGGCAGCCCACCUGCUGAACGAUGCCCUGGCCAUCAGAGAGAAGACCCUGGGGAAGGACCACCCUGCGGUGGCCGCCACUCUCAACAACCUGGCCGUGCUCUACGGGAAGAGGGGCAAGUACAAGGAGGCUGAGCCCCUCUGUAAGAGAGCCCUGGAGAUCAGAGAGAAGGUCCUGGGGAAGUACCACCCUGACGUGGCCAAGCAGCUGAACAACCUGGCCCUGCUGUGUCAGAACCAGGGAAAGUACGAGGAGGUGGAGUAUUAUUACAGACGAGCCCUGGAGAUCUACCAGUCCAAACUAGGAGCUGACGACCCCAACGUAGCCAAGACCAAGAACAACCUGGCUACAUGCUACCUCAAACAGGGGAAGUUCAAGGAUGCUGAGUCUCUGUACAAAGAGAUCCUGACCCGAGCACACGAGAAGGAGUUUGGCUCAGUCAACAAUGACAACAAACCUAUCUGGAUGCAUGCAGAGGAGAGAGAGGAGAGCAAGGGGAAGAGGAAGGAUGCUGUGCCCUAUGGAGAAUAUGGGAGCUGGUACAAGGCCUGCAAAGUUGACAGCCCAACGGUCAAUACCACUCUGAAGAGCUUGGGGGCACUGUACCGCAGACAGGGUAAACUAGAGGCAGCGGAGACACUGGAGGAGUGUGCUACAAAGACACGCAAGCAGGGUAUAGAUGCCAUUAACCAGAGUAAGGUUGUGGAGCUCCUGAAGGAUGGGGUCCCUGGAGGGGGGGAGCGACGGCAGAGUCGGGAGGGUUUUAAUGGUCCCCAGCGGGGGGACUGUGAGGGAGACGACGGAGCAGAGUGGAACGGGGAUGGUAAUGGUUCGUUGCGUCGGAGCGGCUCCUUCGGGAAGAUCCGUGACGCCCUGCGCAGGAGUAGUGAGAUGCUGGUGAAGAAACUACAGGGCAGUGGCCCCCAGGAGCCCCGCAACCCAGGGAUGACGAGAGCCAGCUCUCUCAACUUCCUCAACAAGAGUGCAGAAGACCCCUCACAGGAUGCCAACACAGGCCUAUCGGAAUGCAGAGGACUGAGCGCCAGCAACGUGGACUUGUCAAGACGCAGCUCCCUGAUUGGUUAAACAGACAGGAGGUGGGACUAGGAGGAGGAAGGGCCAAUGAGAAGAGACUGUUUUCCGUCCGAUGCGAUCAAAACACACUUCAGGUCCGACACUCGCAUUCAAGACAUAUUUUCUGAAGAAAAAUGAUCGAGAAAGACACGACUUGACAUGGCUUUUUGUGACACAGAAAUCUCUGUGUCGAUCUGCUUCACUGUAUACUUCGCUGGCAUCAAGCAAGUACAGAAAAAUAAUAUUCAACACGGCAUGCUGCUUACUAGAACAUGGAAUGUCUGCACUAAUUAUGGUGACUGAGGCAUAGCAUCGUAACAGAAUAGCGAGUCAUUAUUAUUGCAACAUGACAAAUGUCUAUCUUAACUGCCUACUUGGUGCAGACACUCGACCUUAGGUAGGCUAGUUCUAUUCUGAUUUCUAUCUUCGAGAAGCAUCACACUCAUAGAUUACUAGUGGCAUGAUUACUGCAAAUGCUAACAACCCAUUCAAUAGAUAUCACAGUGCUAGAGCGAUAGAAAUCAUAUAGGUUUUUAAGACGAGUUACAAGAGGUAUGAACUACAGCUGUAAGAAGCUUCAGCAAGGACAAAGACGGUACACAAUAUUUUUGGGAUGAUGUAAAUAAUCAGAGGACGUCUGUGUUUUAAACAUCAAAUGGGAGAAAAACAGCACUGACCAGGUCAACCUCACUUUUUUGCCUUCUGAAUUUUUGUUAUGUAUAUACUGGCUUAAGUUAUUUAAUAUGUCUUUCUUUGUAUAUAGCACACAGACAGUUUUUGUUUACACUUGUUAGAGCAUAGGAGGACCUUCGUUGGGGAGACAGACGCUGGAAGAAUGUAGUCAGACAAGUGAAGAGAAACAGGGAGAAUAUAUACUCACUGGCCAGUUUAUUAGAUUACCCAUCUAGUACUGUGUCGGACCCCCCCUUUGCCUCCAGAACAGCCUGAAUUCUUCGGGGCAUUCUACAAGGUGUCGGAAACGUUCCACAGGGAUGUUGGUCCGUGCUGACACGAUGGCAUCAUGCAGUUGCUGCAGAUUGGACGGGGGUACAUUCAUGCUGCGAGCGGCCCGUUCCAUCUCAUCCCAAAGAUGCUCUAUUGCAGAGGUAGGCAACCCUGUUCCUGAAGUUCCUGAGGUACUGCAGGAUUUUUAUUCAACUAGGCACCACCCCUGACCAAGCUAAUUGAUCAGUUCAGUGAUUGCCCAAAUUCAACAGACCUGGUCUUCCAGGUCAGUUAAAUCAAAAUAUAAAA
Messenger RNA from Coregonus clupeaformis (lake whitefish), 3560 nucleotides. RefSeq names its product kinesin light chain 2. The transcript has 15 exons. NCBI's taxonomy places the organism in Eukaryota, Metazoa, Chordata, Actinopteri, Salmoniformes, Salmonidae. Gene Ontology annotation, cellular component: membrane-bounded organelle; kinesin complex; cytoplasm. The record is from RefSeq and is a predicted model, not a curated record. Gene Ontology annotation, biological process: microtubule-based movement. Gene Ontology annotation, molecular function: kinesin binding. Bases 459 to 2318 code for a protein of 619 amino acids.